Molecule: messenger RNA, 3410 nt
Organism: Suricata suricatta (meerkat)
Lineage: Eukaryota; Metazoa; Chordata; Mammalia; Carnivora; Herpestidae
Gene: SEC63
Product: SEC63 homolog, protein translocation regulator
Exons: 22
Coding region: 130-2460 (776 amino acids)
Biological process (GO): SRP-dependent cotranslational protein targeting to membrane; post-translational protein targeting to endoplasmic reticulum membrane
Cellular component (GO): Sec62/Sec63 complex
Molecular function (GO): transmembrane protein transporter activity; RNA binding
Source: RefSeq, a predicted model, not a curated record
GGGCGGGGAGGAGAGGCGGCGGCAGCGGCGUCCGAGCUACGCCACACAGGGCUGGGGUGCUGGGUGCUGGAGUGCAGAGCGGGGUCGUGGCGGCGGCGGUGAGGAAAGAGCGGCGGAGGGGGGGGUGCCAUGGCGGGACAGCAGUUCCAGUACGAUGACAGCGGGAACACCUUCUUCUAUUUCCUCACCUCAUUCGUGGGGCUCAUCGUGAUCCCGGCCACAUACUACCUCUGGCCCCGCGACCAGAACGCCGAGCAAAUUCGAUUAAAGAAUAUCAGAAAAGUAUAUGGAAGAUGUAUGUGGUAUCGUUUACGGUUAUUAAAACCCCAGCCAAAUAUUAUUCCUACUGUAAAGAAAAUAGUUCUGCUUGCUGGAUGGGCAUUGUUCUUAUUCCUUGCAUACAAAGUUUCCAAAACAGACCGAGAAUAUCAAGAAUACAAUCCUUAUGAAGUAUUAAAUUUGGAUCCUGGGGCAACUGUAGCAGAAAUUAAGAAACAGUAUCGUUUGCUGUCACUUAAAUAUCAUCCAGAUAAAGGAGGUGAUGAAGUUAUGUUCAUGAGGAUAGCAAAAGCUUAUGCAGCUUUAACUGAUGAAGAGUCCCGGAAAAACUGGGAAGAGUUUGGAAAUCCAGAUGGCCCUCAAGCCACAAGCUUUGGAAUUGCCCUGCCAGCUUGGAUAGUUGACCAGAAAAACUCAAUUUUGGUUUUACUUGUAUAUGGAUUGGCAUUCAUGGUUAUCCUUCCAGUUGUUGUGGGCUCUUGGUGGUAUCGCUCAAUACGGUAUAGUGGAGACCAGAUUCUAAUACGCACAACACAGAUUUAUACAUAUUUUGUUUAUAAAACUCGAAAUAUGGAUAUGAAACGUCUUAUCAUGGUUUUGGCUGGAGCUUCUGAAUUUGAUCCUCAGUAUAAUAAAGAUGCCACAAGCAGACCAACAGAUAAUAUUCUAAUACCUCAGCUAAUCAGAGAGAUUGGCAGCAUUAAUUUAAAGAAGAAUGAGCCUCCACUUACCUGCCCAUAUAGCCUGAAAGCCAGAGUUCUUUUACUAUCUCAUCUUGCUAGAAUGAAAAUUCCUGAAACCCUUGAAGAAGAUCAGCAAUUUAUGUUGAAAAAAUGCCCUGCCUUACUUCAAGAAAUGGUUAAUGUAAUCUGCCAACUAAUAAUAAUGGCCCGAAGCCGUGAAGAAAGGGAGUUUCGUGCUCCAACUUUGGCAUCCCUAGAAAACUGCAUGAAGCUUUCCCAGAUGGCUGUGCAGGGCCUUCAGCAGUUUAAGUCUCCUCUUCUGCAGCUGCCUCACAUUGAAGAGGACAACCUUAGACGGGUUUCUAAUCAUAAAAAGAUCUUCCUCAGCUUACAGUGGGGUUACAUCCUCAUAAAGCCAUCAAUUUACAAAAUUAAGACUAUCCAGGAUUUGGUGAGUUUAAAAGAAUCAGAUCGUCAUAGUCUACUGCACUUCCUUGAAGAUGAAAAAUAUGAAGAGGUUAUGGCUGUCCUUGGGAGUUUCCCAUAUGUGACUAUGGACAUAAAAUCACAGGUAUUGGAUGAUGAAGAUAGCAACAACAUCACAGUAGGAUCCCUAGUUACAGUGUUGGUUAAAUUGACAAGGCAAACAAUGGCAGAAGUGUUUGAAAAGGAACAGUCCAUCUGUGCUGCCGAGGAACAGCCAGCAGAAGAUGGGCAGGGUGAUACUAACAAGAAUAGGACAAAAGGAGGAUGGCAACAGAAGAGUAAAGGACCUAAGAAAGCUGCUAAAUCAAAAAAAAAGAAACCUUUAAAAAAAAAACCUACACCUGUGCCCUUAACACAAUCAAAGCAACAGAAGCAAAAGCAGGCAAAUGGAGUUGUUGGGAGUGAAGCUGCAGUAAAGGAAGAUGAAGAAGAAGUUUCUGACAAAGGCAGUGAUUCUGAAGAAGAAGAAACGAAUAGAGAAUCCCAAAGUGAAAAAGAUGAUGGUAGUGACAGAGACUCUGAUAGAGAGCAAGAUGAAAAACAAAACAAAGAUGACGAAGCAGAGUGGCAAGAAUUACAACAGAGUAUACAGCGAAAGGAGAGAGCUCUACUGGAAACCAAAUCAAAGAUAACACAUCCUGUUUAUAGUCUUUACUUUCCUGAGGAGAAACAAGAAUGGUGGUGGCUUUAUAUCGCAGAUAGGAAGGAACAGACGUUAAUAUCUAUGCCAUAUCAUGUGUGUACACUCAAAGAUACAGAAGAGGUAGAACUGAAGUUUCCUGCACCAGGCAAGCCUGGAAAUUAUCAGUAUACAGUGUUUCUGAGAUCAGACUCCUAUAUGGGUUUGGAUCAGAUUAAACCCUUGAAGUUGGAAGUUCACGAGGCCAAGCCCGUACCGGAGAACCACCCGCAGUGGGACACAGCAGUGGAGGGGGAUGAAGACCAGGAAGACAGCGAGGGCUUUGAGGAUAGCUUUGAGGAGGAGGAAGAGGAGGAGGAAGAUGAUGACUAAGCAGUGCUAUGAAUGGACCACAAUAUUUGCACAUAUUUGCAAAUUUUUGCUGUUUUGGAAGUGUAUAAUAAACCAGAAACCGUGCAGAACUGAUGUUGAGGGAGGUAUUACUUCUUUACUAGAAAUGGGUGCAUAUUACAACUAGGCAGUGGUGGUGCCUUGGUACAAUCUGAAAAACGCUUAGGGCUUGUUAAAGCCCUUCAAGUAUGGAUGGGAUGGUGCAUUUAUUUCAUCUGCAAAUGAUAAUAAACCCUUUGUUAUAACUGUCCAGAAGUGUGGGCUAUGUCUUACCUGAUCAUUUUAUGGUCCCAGUAAAAGUAAAGGUACAUGAAAACCAAUCUAUAAGUGAGCAACUUUUCUUGUUUAGCUUUAGUUUGUAGCAAACAUUAAAGUAUGAUAAACACCACACAUGUUUAAGUAACAUCUGCUCAAGUUUUAAUCUUUUGAUAAGUUCUAUCAUUCAUUUUAUUGACAUUUUGCAGUGAUACAGGACUAUUUAUAACAGCUCUAUUCACAGCUUUAGACUUUUUAUUUUUAUCUAUCUUCGUCCUAAGUUGGCAUUCUGUCACAUUCCACAUAAUACAGAGGGCUACAUUUGGGGAUUUUCCUUUUAUUAAUUGCCCAGAGUUACUAGACAGAUUAUAAAAAUGGCUUUUAAUGGCUUAAAACAUUUUUAAGCCUCUAUUUUAGCAGAUCAGUGCAGGAUCUAAUUCUUUUUAUAAGCUAUAGGUCUAAAAAUGAUUGUGGGACCAUAUGUUCUCUGAUGUUGGUGACUCAUAUUAUUAAACCUUUUUUAAAAGGUUCACUAUAAAAGCUAAAAUACAUUCUUAGCUUUUAAUCUAUCUGACUCAGAAGCCUUUUAGGGAAAAAAAUAGAUAACAUGCAAAGGAGGCAUUUUUUUGUAUUCAUUUUGGACUCCUGUCAAUAAAAUAGAAGUUUGACUCAUUUUA